UGAGGAGCCAGGAGCAGAGCUAAGCUUGUGUGUCGACCAGGCAGUUUAUCAGCUGCCUCUCGCCUUCAUCAACUGCUCCUGUGAUCUCUGACCUCCUUAGUAAAUUCCACAAGGAUCUAUUUGUUUUUGUUUUUUUUAAUGUUUUUUUUAGGAAGCUUGUUGGAGCUGGGAGUUGUACAGAAGCUGUCACUGUAGCAUGUGUUGCUCCUGACAACUCUGUUUCUUUGGCACAUGUUUUAGGUUGUAGGGUGGAGGAAUCAGAAUUAGCUGUGUCCUUUAUUGCAGCUCCUGUCUCUGCAAAGACCCCCCAAAAAUCCUGCUUUUAUUUAUUUAUUAUUUAUUUUUUUAUUUACCUCCACCACUGUCUGAAGGCAAGAUCAAGGCUACAUCUGGAAUCUGGUUGGAAUGAACUGCAGAAUGUUUUUGCCAUGAAGCCAAGGGAUGUGCUUUGGGAUAUGAUGUUCCAUGGGUUUUUGCCCUUCUAUGGUGCUCUGCAGAUCUACUCUUUAAAAGACUUCCAGACACAGCUUUCCAGGAAGGGCUGCUAACUUUUCAUUUCUCAUACUAAGAGGAGGCACAAGAUUCCAAGAUGCCAGUGAGGAGGGGGCAUGUUGCCCCUCAGAAUACCUACCUGGACACAAUUAUCAGGAAGUUUGAAGGUCAAAGUCGCAAGUUCCUGAUUGCAAAUGCUCAGAUGGACAAUUGUGCCAUAAUCUAUUGCAAUGAUGGCUUCUGCGACAUGUUCGGGUACUCCAGAGUCGAAGUUAUGCAAAGAUCAUGCACCUGUGACUUCCUCACCGGGCCGGAAACCACGCACAGCAGCAUCACCCAACUUACACAGGCCCUGCUAGGGGCCGAUGAACGGAAACUGGAGAUCCUGUACUACAGGAAGGAGGGGUCCUGUCUGCGCUGUUUGGUAGAUGUGGUUCCAGUAAAGAACGAAGAAGGAGAAGUCAUCAUGUUUAUCCUUAACUUUGAGGAUCUGGCACUGCUUUUGGCAAGAAAGGCCAACAAGACGUUACACCAGAGGUUGACACGAGCUGCCUUCAAUUCCGAGUCCGACCUCAUGCGAUAUCGAACCAUUAGUCAGAUCCCACAAUUCACGCUGAACUUUGUGGAGUUUAACUUAGAGAAACAUCGCUCGGCCUCCACCACCGAGAUUGAAAUUGUGGCCCCAAGCAACGCCUUUGAGAGAACUCAGAAUGUCACAGAAAAAGUGACGCAGGUCCUUUCCCUUGGGGCAGACGUUUUGCCAGAAUACAAGCUGCAGGCCCCGCGGAUUCACCGAUGGACCAUCCUCCAUUACAGCCCAUUCAAAGCAGUGUGGGACUGGCUGAUCCUGUUGCUGGUCAUCUACACAGCUGUCUUUACCCCAUAUUCAGCUGCUUUCCUACUGAACGAUCAGGAGGAGGAAAGGAACUGGGAAUGUGGAUACUCUUGCAACCCCCUCAACAUCGUGGACCUGAUUGUGGACAUUAUGUUCAUUGUAGACAUAAUCAUUAACUUCCGUACCACCUAUGUCAAUACCAAUGAUGAGGUGGUCAGCCAUCCCGGCAAGAUAGCUAUCCACUACUUCAAGGGCUGGUUCCUUAUAGAUAUGGUGGCAGCUAUACCCUUUGACCUUCUUAUUUACCGGACAGGAUCAGAUGAGACUACCACUUUGAUCGGACUUCUGAAGACAGCAAGAUUGCUCCGUUUAGUUCGUGUGGCAAGAAAACUAGACCGGUACUCGGAGUAUGGAGCAGCUGUUUUGUUCCUUCUCAUGUGCACCUUUGCACUCAUCGCUCAUUGGCUGGCAUGCAUCUGGUACGCCAUUGGCAAUGUGGAACGUCCGUACAUGGAACACAAGAUUGGCUGGUUGGACAAUCUAGCCAAUCAGAUUGGAAAGAGCUACAAUGACACUGACCAGACCUCCGGGCCUUCUAUCAAAGACAAGUAUGUGACUGCUCUUUACUUCACCUUUAGCAGCCUGACCAGCGUAGGCUUCGGGAAUGUCUCACCUAACACCAAUUCAGAAAAGAUCUUCUCUAUCUGCGUUAUGUUGAUUGGAUCUCUCAUGUAUGCCAGCAUUUUUGGGAAUGUCUCAGCUAUAAUACAGAGACUGUACUCGGGUACUGCUCGUUAUCAUACCCAAAUGCUGCGUGUCAAGGAGUUUAUCCGCUUCCAUCAGAUUCCCAACCCCCUACGGCAGCGACUUGAAGAGUAUUUUCAGCAUGCUUGGUCCUACACAAAUGGUAUCGAUAUGAAUGCUGCUAUAAUGCAUCCCGAUGCUGGAUCUCAAGCCAAGAUGAUGGCCAGGGCACAGAGCUUCCUCCCUGCUCCACGUGACUCAGCGGGUAGAAUGACACUGGCACAUCAGGUUCUCAAAGGAUUUCCAGAGUGCCUCCAAGCAGACAUCUGCCUACACCUCAACCGCACACUGCUCCAAAAUUGCAAAGCCUUCCGUGGUGCUACAAAGGGGUGCCUAAGGGCACUAGCCAUGAAAUUUAAGACCACACAUGCACCUCCAGGGGAUACGUUGGUUCACUAUGGAGAUGUGCUGACCACCCUCUACUUCAUCUCUCGUGGCUCUAUAGAAAUUCUCAGGGAAGACAUAGUGGUAGCAAUUCUCGGUAAAAAUGACAUAUUUGGGGAGCCAAUAAGUCUAUAUGCACGGCCUGGGAAAUCGAAUGCAGAUGUGAGGGCACUGACGUACUGUGACCUUCACAAGAUUCAGAGGGAAGAUCUUCUUGAGGUUCUGGACAUGUACCCAACGUUCUCAGACUGCUUUUGGAGCAACUUGGAGAUUACCUUCAACCUUAGAGAUGCAGAUAGUAUCCCCAGAUCGCCCACCAGUGAGGAUUAUAACUGCAGUUACCGUAGGACGAGGAGAUGCAAACAAACAGGCCGACGACGAAAGAAGCAUGAUGGUGUUGAUGAUAUAAAUUCUGAUGCCGAGCAGUAUCAUACAUACUCAGAACUCACCAACCUGCAGCGGCCUCUGAGCCGUGAGCAGUGGGACGAGAUGGCCAGCAGCACCACUCCCUGCUCCCAGACAAGCGAUGAUGAGACCAAACCACUCAACUCAGGACGCCUGGACAGACUGCCACCUACGGACAAGCAGGAAUUCAUCCCCGCUGUGGUAAAUUUGGUCACAGCCAAUAUUAGCACCCGGGAUGGAGGAAGGAACGUGCUGGAGACUGUGGAGACUUAUUCUGCCUCUCCCAUUGAGGUUCCAAACUUGUUCAGUUUCUGGGGAGAACAUCAUGCAGCGGCUUGCCCUGAACCUCCGCAGCACAUCUCCCUCGUGCACAACCCGAUGGAUCCACCACUCACUCCGGAUGACAGACCAGUAGAGGUGGAAUCACGUCUGGAGCUUCUCCAGGUUCAGCUAGACAGACUGGAGACGAGAAUGUCCACCGACAUCAACAUAAUCCUGCAACUGCUUCAAAGGCAGGUCUCCCAAAUCCCACCUGCGUACAGCCCUAUCUCCCCCAGCUCACACACUUUGGGACUCUAUCACACGGCAUCCAAGAGCCUGGAGCCUCUACAGAGCAGUCCAUCCCUACCUACAGACUCACCGAUAUCUCCGCUCCAGAGCCCUGGUCUGACUGACUAUUAUGACUUAGAGCCACUGAACCUUAAAUCUAGUGUUCUGCACCUCAACUCAGGAUCCCAAGACCUAGUGAACCGCAUCCAAGUAAACAGACUUCCUCAAGUCCAUGUUCGCCCACCUUCUGAAACCCAAGCAAUCCUCGGAGGCUUUCGUUUUCCAUCCCUUCCUGAGCACUUGGAAUCCCCUUCUCCUCCGGACCUAGAAUUUCAAAGACACCUUUCAGACCCAGGGCUACCAGGAAGUUAGGGCCCCAUGAAAAACACAGCUUGAGGAGCAUUCUCUUUCCCGAUUUUGAGGUGGGGGGAUGGGUGUCUUAGCAUGAGAUCCCCCCUCAUAUUGUCUAUGCAUAGAAUAGUUUUCUUGUUGGGGACCGGUUCUCUUCUGAAAGAAACGAGAUGAUGCAACAUAACAUCCUAUCUUCCAAAAUGGCCGGUUCUAUGUUUGCAUUAUUCACGGGAAAGUCUCGGAAACACACAUGCGCUUCAUUACAAUACUUUGUGUCCUUGCAGGACUUUCCCCUACAGGACAAGACUCGUCUCUGUUUUAUUCUAAGGAUUGUAUGUUGGAAGCAUCUGUUGGAAGCAGCUGAAACCUUUAAGAGCCUAAGAUGAUAAUCUAGAUUAGUUCUUCUACUGGUGGACACAGUGCAUGAAAUCAGAACAAUGGGGAUGAUUAAUACAAUUCUAGUAAGCUUGACAGACUACCGAUACAGGCUGCAGCCUACCAAAGCUUCCAUCCGGACACACUAAGAUACUGUGUGCAACAUAACCUGUGCUACUGAAGUUGGUUAAUGGAGUAAAAGGGAGAAAUUAUGGAAUCAAGCUGAUAAAGUCAUUAAUAAAUAAACUCAAUAUGAGUCUCUGAGACUUAUGUAAAGCUAUACUCCAAAAAUACAUAACACUUAGAAGCACAACCGAAGAAUAAAAAAAUAUAUAUAUUUAUGGAGUAAGUGAAAUAAUAGUAAUGUUACUAAAAAUUACAUUAAUAAAAUGAAAAUUAUGUAGAUAAUACAAAUAAAUUGAGACCUGAUUAUAAAUUUUUUAUCCAGAAUGCCACCUGUGCUUUCUUUGGCACACUAUGCAAAUGACUAACUGUGUUAGGGAGGAGCUAUUUAUAUUACAGGACAGGUUUCUGCAAGGACCAAUAGGAUAAGGUUAGCUCAAUAUAACUGAGAACGAUCAUGGAUGUACGCACUCCAGUUUCGCCACAGAAAAACAGUAAUAUUAUUAUCAAAUUGUCUAUCAGAGAGCCCAGAAGCAAUAGGCCUUGCAAGGUUAAAACAUUACCAACCACUGUGGGUACCUUACUAAAGCAACAUUUAUUAUCAGAAAGUGCUGGACAAUCAGAGGAAUUCAAUACUAAAGUACUAGUAUGUUUACGUAUUAUGUUAGAGGGGAAAAAAAAAUAUGUGAUAAAGAUGUAAUUAAAUUUAGUGUUCUUGCAAUCAAAUAAUAUUUAAAGCAAGUUUAUUGUCAAUAUGCAUUUUUUUUUUCUAAAAUGUAUCCACAGCGAAUAGACUGUCAUGUUAAAUGCAUUUUGAUAUUUUAAUUAUUGUACCUGGACCCAUAGAUGCUUUAAAAGGGCACUGUCACUUUGCCGUUUUUUUUUUAUUCAGUAUUUUUUAUAUUUUCGCUCUAUUUCCUCUUGUCUUAAUAUUUUUAAAUUCAUCACAGUAAUAGGGACUCGAUUUUCUUGCAGAAAGUGAAAUUUGUCAGUCUUUGGAAAUGGGUGGAGCUUAAGCAAAGAUCUGUUACAGUUGCCAAUGCAAUUUACCCACAAACCUUCAGCAAAAGCAAUUCCAUACAAGGGUAAACUGCAGACGUGAACAUAGAUGAACAACAUGGCGGCUCCCGGAUAUAAGGAUUUAACUCAAGGAAAAAUAUAAUAAAUAUAAAUAAAGGCAAGAGGCAAAGGGGAAGAAUAAUGAUUAAGAUACAAGGGACGGAAGGGAAGGAAAACUGGAAAAUGACAGUGCCGCUUUAAUGGAUAUAAUAUAUGAUUCUAAAUAUAUAUAUAUUUGUGAUAAAUGAUUUUUUAUAGAGAUGAAGAUAAUUCUGCUUUCCUUUUAUCUUCAUCAAAUUCUGGAGAAAUGGGAAAUGACUUAAGAAUGCUCCCCUUGUGUCACUAAGCACAUAUUACAAAAGUAGCCCACUCAAGCACAAAAAAAAAAGAGAUACUAUGAAGUGUGUCAGUUAUAAACAUGUCCGUGCACUAUUUACUGAAUCUGGUCGGGGAUAUAUUCAAAGCUAGGUGUAGUUAAUUCCUUUUUUCUAAUUACAACAAAACAAGUAAAAACAUAGAAAUAAAGCAUCGAAUGUGUGCGAUGUGCAAUUGUAAUAAGAUUUAAUAGGAUUUCUAUCAAUACAGCUUAAUGGACCAGUACUGCAAGUAGUAUCUCAGUAAUACAGAGCAUGCUAGGUUAUGGUCAUAUCCCUGCAUGCACAGAUCUUGAUUCCUGAAUAGGUAUAUUGGUAGGGAUGAGAUACGGCAGAAAAAAGGAUGUAAUCAGAGGGGGCCUCAUAGUCAUGCUAUGAAUAGGGGGCCUUUGACAGUGGUACACCACUGACUUCAAGGGAAAGCGUCACAUCCCAGGAUUUUUCAUAUUAUGGUUACUUAUAUUUAACAAAUGUGUUUGUGAGAUCUGAAUAAUAAAUGUAAAUGUAUAAAUCCACAUUGCUGUAUUUAGCUGUAUCCUGGUACCGUGUGCUUCCAUCAGGGGUCCCCGUCAGUCAUCGUUAUACGUUUUGCACCUGCUAGUCAGCAUAGAGAGAGUAGGAUAGCCAGAAACAUUGUUUCUUUCUUUGCUUCCAAUGCGAUAUGUGCCUUGGCUGUGCCAGGACUGAGCUGGAUUGUGAUGUCAUAUGCUGAAUCGUUACGGAGCAUUUAAUAAAACGGAGCAUCACAAAAAAAGUGGUUUUACAUAUUUUACUUGGUAGAGUAAGUUCAGGAAAAAUGAUGAUUCCACUUUAAGAUUUGGAAUGUCCAAACAUUUGAUAUUGAAGGAUAUGUUUAUGAGCAGGUAAUAAGAUAACAGAAGAUGAUUUAAAGCCUCCAAUCAUAUCUGAGUUAUUUAUCUGAUUAUUUACAAGGAGCUUACAAGUAACCUGGCUGGAUGUUACAUGUUUGUAUACUCUUGCUCUCUCCUGCUCCCCUCCUCCGGAAAUUUAACACAGUAUAUUACAAUGAAAUAAAAACCUAAAAAGAGCAAUGUCAGGUCACAGCCAUGAUCAAUAAUAUAAACUCUUAACGAAGUAAAGUAUGGGUUGAAUUUCUUUUUUUCCCUGCAAUCUCACGGGAACAUGGUUGGCUGGCCACCCAGACCUGUCCCACCAUGUUGUCCUCUCUUUUUCCUUUGGCACCAGAGGCCACCACACUGAUACUUCAGGGUAAGGUCUUUCCAUUUACAUACAGGACUGGCAGGUAUUAUCCCCUCUGCCAGCACCUUCUAGGCAGAUAUUGCCUCCUCUGUCCGCUUCUUUUUCCAAGCAGUAUCAUCCUAUCAGCAUAUCCCUUCUUCAAGGAACGUAUCAUACCUUUAGCCUGCUCCUAACACCAUCCUGAUAAAGACUUGCAUAGCUUCUUAAUCAAUAUUAAUAGAUAUAAAUAGUUAUCUGCCAACAGGUCUUCAGACUCUGCAGCAUGUCCCCAUCGCCUCUGAGAACAACAGUCUACAAAAAACAGGCCCUUAACGCUGCCACUGGAAUUCCUGAAAUGACCAGGCUUAAAGGCACACUGUAGUCACUAUAUCCAUUUCAUCUCUUUGCAUUGGUUAUGGUGCCGGGAGUCUUCUGGCACUGUCUCUCCAUUCAGUGUUAAACCAUUUUAGAGCAGUUUAACACUAAAUAAGGGUCCCUGGCCAAAUACAGUCCGGCCCCUUCUUGAGGUGCGACUAAGGCAAAGAUAACACACUUCCUUGUAGUCAUGCCCUUCAUACCAUAGGUUGGAGCUCUGAUAGGCUAAAAGAAGUCAGCUGACACUCUCAGCCAAUCACAAGAGCCCAUUGCUGCACAGGCUAAUAUUUCAUCAUUAAUCAACACAGCACAGAAGCUGCUAUGUAUUCUAAUUUAUCAUUAAAAUAUAAAAACAUUAAAAACUGUUCAAUGAUGAAUGAAAUGACAGAACCGGGAGACUCCAGACACAACAUAACCAGUUACUGGGUAAAUGAAAUGAAGCAGAGACCAUGGCUACAGCGUCCCUUUAAAAUAUUGCUCUAAAAGGUCUAGCCUGUCACUUUCUGGUACACAAACACCGUGCAAUUUUGCUUGUAGGGAUGUCUGCAAAUAGCUCUCCAUCUGUGAAUGGACUUAUUUCCCCAAUAUAGAAUUCUGGGACUUGUUGUACUGUAAGGUCAUGGUUAGGCAUCCCUGGAGUAUAAUAUGGGGAUCAAUAUCCCCUAUACACUGAUAUAAACAUCAAAAGGAAUAUUUUGUUAAUUUG
Messenger RNA from Pelobates fuscus (common spadefoot toad), 8032 nucleotides. It is a transcript of the gene KCNH6, whose product is annotated as potassium voltage-gated channel subfamily H member 6. Gene Ontology annotation, biological process: regulation of ventricular cardiac muscle cell membrane repolarization; potassium ion transmembrane transport; membrane repolarization during action potential. Gene Ontology annotation, cellular component: plasma membrane. Lineage: Eukaryota; Metazoa; Chordata; Amphibia; Anura; Pelobatidae. Gene Ontology annotation, molecular function: inward rectifier potassium channel activity. The record is from RefSeq and is a predicted model, not a curated record. The transcript is spliced from 15 exons. The coding region runs from base 590 to 3841 and encodes 1083 amino acids.